UUUUAGGAUAAAUCUAGCACCCGAGCAGAAAAAUUAUACUCACUUGGCUUUUAGUUGUUACUACAAACGCAGUUGAGAAUAAUACCCCUCCCUCACAUUGAGUUUAUCGUGAUUUAUUUAUUUGGAAAACCGUUAUGCAUCUGACCAGUAACAGUCUAGAUUUGCGAUGGAGAACGCGACCCCUGUCUGUUCAGCAACAACACCAAAAUAAAUUCAGCCUGGCCCUCGGUUGCAGCUUAAUAACCAAUUGAAAGUCAGCACCAUGAAGGAACUCAUAAAAUAUGAGGUGCUGGUGAGAUCAACCUAAAACGAAGAUCGAAUGCAAGCUACUACAGAGGCGAAAGCAAAAAAAUGGAGAGGAUAAUGCUGCAACUAAUGUUUGUAGGAUUUGUUUUUGUGGGCAAGGUGAAUAAUCAGCAAUGCCAAACCCUGUGCAAAUGCCCAAAGGAGCCACCACAGUGUCCCCUUGGGGUUCCCCUGGUACUGGAUGGGUGUGGAUGUUGCAGAGACUGUGCCAAACAGCUGGGAGAAGUAUGUUCUGAGAAGGAGCCCUGUGAUGAAACAAAAGGUCUGCACUGCAAAUACACUAUGAACCCUGGGAUCAUGUGGGGCACCUGUGUGGUGCAAAAAGGAGACAGCUGUAUCUAUGAAGGUGCUGUCUAUCAGAGUGGUGAAACAUUUCAGCCUAACUGCAGGUUUCAGUGCACAUGCAGAGACAGUGAGAUCAAUUGCAUUCAUCGCUGUAAUGUGGAUGUGCUUCUUCCUGGGCCUUCCUGCCCUUUUCCUAGAAAAGUCCAAGUUCCUGGAGAAUGCUGUGAAAAAUGGAUCUGUGGCUCUAAAGAAGAAACCACCUUGGGAGGAUUUGCAAUGGCAGCCUACAGAGAAGAGGCAACGCUGGGAAUUGAUGCAUCUGAGGAUGGACUCAACUGCAUUGAGCAGACGACGGAAUGGAGUGCAUGCUCUAAAGACUGUGGAGUCGGUAUUUCCAGCCGUGUCACAAACAAGAACCGCCACUGCGAACUGGUGAGACAAACACGCAUUUGCAUGGUGCGACCUUGUGAAAAUCAGAAACCACCCCAUAAGUUUCAUGGAAGUUGCAGCAGAACAAAAAGAACUGUAGCAUCAACACACUUUGAAUAUAAUAACUGCACCAGCAUUCAGAGUUUCAGACCUAAAUUCUGUGGUGUAUGCACUGAUGGAAUUUGUUGUACUCCACACAGCACAAGAACUCUCCAAGUUAAAUUCCAAUGUCCCCAGGGCAAAAUUAUCCAAAAGCCAGUAAUGUUCAUCAACAGCUGUGUUUGUCACAAGAACUGUCCUCGGGAUGAUUCUUUGUUUACCAAUGCAAACAACGCUCUUAAUGGUACUGCAGUUUGAAUGACUGAACUAUAUAAUCUAUUUUUGUCUUUAAGAAUUGGAACACAUCACCGUGUUGCUUUUUAACAAACUAUGCACACCAUCUUUUCAUUAACGACACUGCUCUUGCUGUAACACACAGAUAUAAAUCUUAAAGAAGACAAAACAGAAUGUUGUCAUUGUUUUGGAAUUCUAGAGGACUACAAUCUAACCAAUGCCAAGAGCAAAAACAGAAUGCAGGAGUAUUUUCUUUUGUGGUAUAAGGACAUUUUUUUUUUAAUUUAAUCAGAAUAUUAUUUUUACUAGAUAGAAGACCACGCUACUGCUGCAAGCCCUUGAAUUGCUUCAUCAUUGUUAUACAAAUAAAUUAAAAAGAAUAUUAAUGAUGUA
This is a messenger RNA of Protopterus annectens (West African lungfish), 1746 nucleotides long. It is a transcript of the gene CCN3, whose product is annotated as cellular communication network factor 3. The transcript has 5 exons. Bases 352 to 1377 code for a protein of 341 amino acids. Gene Ontology annotation, biological process: cell adhesion; signal transduction. Lineage: Eukaryota; Metazoa; Chordata; Ceratodontiformes; Protopteridae. Gene Ontology annotation, molecular function: heparin binding; integrin binding. The record is from RefSeq and is a predicted model, not a curated record. Gene Ontology annotation, cellular component: extracellular region; extracellular matrix.